AUGAUCCUGCGAUCAUUUUGCACUAAAAAUCUCGUCCUCAAACCCACUCGAUGCACCGUACCUUUUACCCUAUCAAACAAUGGCAAUCGGAUACUCUCGAGACCAUUGUCUUUGUCUUCUAUCUUACCAUUGCGUAGGUCUCCCAACAACGCCCCAAAAAUACGGAUGCCCACUGCGAAACUCAUCGACGUAAUCAAAACUGAGCAAUCAACCUUCUCCAAAGGCGUAAUUUUCCUCGCCAUCAGCUCAUCAGUGUCGCUCAUUAUACCCGCCUCUAUUGGUUCUCUCAUUGACCUCUUUUCCGGUGCUAAACCGGAUGCUUUCUUUGGCUACUCCCUUACCAGCGUGACGUGCGCUUUAGGAGGUUUAUUCGCUGUUGGUGCAGCAGCCAACGCCGGCCGCGCCAUGUUAUUUCGUUUAGCUGGUCAGCGUAUAGUGAACCGCUUGCGCGUUGACGCCUACUCAAAUGCGCUCAAGCAAGAUGUAGAAUUCGCCGAUAAAGGGAGUGGGGAGACUCUCUCUCGUCUCACCUCCGACUCAACAAUCCUUACUGACUGCGUAACGCAAUCUCUUUCCGACGGUCUGCGCGCGAGCGUGUUCAGUGUGUUUGGGCUGUGCGCCAUGUUUUUCAUCAGCAGCAAACUGACGACGGUAAUGUUAACGAUAGUGCCCCCAAUAGCUAUCGGAGCGGUGUUCUACGGUCGCUACCUGAAACGCCUCUCGACAGCCUCGCAGGAUGCUCUCGCAGACGCUAGUAACUUAGCCAACGAGCGUCUAAGCGCCUUCCGCACUAUCACAGCAUCCAACACACAGGAUGGGGAAGCUAAGCGGUUCUCCAGAAAGAUAGAUACUGUCCUGCAGCUAGGUAGGAGGGAGGCGAUUGCGAGUGGUGUCUUUUUCGGCAGUACGGGGUUCUCGGGUAACCUUUCCAUCCUCGCACUGUUGGCAUACGGUGGUCAUCUUGUGGGAUUGGGUGAGAUUACUAUAGGCAACCUCUCUUCUCUUCUCCUUUACUCGGCUUAUGUGGGCAGCUCCCUCUCUAGCCUUACCUCGUUCUAUAGUUCUAUGAUGCGCGGAUUGGGCGCCGGUGAACGCGUUUUUGCACUGAUAGAACGUAAGCCGCAGAUCAAACUGGGCGAAGGAUACGAUUUGGCUAGUGUGCUCGGAGGCAAAUCUAGCGGAACGGUGCGGUUCGAGCGCUGUGCUUUCACGUAUCCGACGCGACCAGAUGCGACGAUACUGCGUGAUGUAUCAUUUGAUGUCCCUCAAGGCCAGAGUGUAGCGAUAGCCGGACCAUCUGGUGCGGGCAAGACGUCGAUCAUAGCGUUAUUACUGCGCUACUACGAUCCAAACGGCGGGCGAGUGACAUACAACGGUCACGACAUACGCGCCUUCACACCUGAGAGCUGGCGAGAGAUUAUCGGGGUAGUAGACCAACGACCCGUGUUAUUCGCGGGAACGAUCGAGGAGAAUAUAAAAUAUGGUACAGAAAAUGCAAGUAGUUUCGACGUGUACAAUGCAGCUAUGCAGGCGAAUUGCGAAUUUGUCAAACAGCUUCCACAAGGUUUCCACACUACAGUCACGCCGUCGUCGCUGAGCGGUGGACAGGUGCAGCGGAUAGCUAUUGCGCGCGCUCUCAUCAAACGACCCGCUUUGCUGGUGCUGGAUGAGGCGAGCAGCGCGCUGGACGCACAGAGCGAAGCGCAGGUGAAUGAGGCUAUAAGACGCAUCCUCAACCAGUCUCAGACUACCGUUAUCGUUAUCGCUCAUCGGCUCUCGUCACUGCGUAGCGCGCAAAAAAUAGUAUGUCUUGAAGACGGCGUCGUUAGUGAGAGCGGUAGCUUUGAAGAACUAACUAAGAGCGGAGGCGGGAGAUUCAGACGCCUGAUGGCUGAACAGCUGUCGAGUGCGGCAGGCGGGGCUGGUGAGCUGCAGUAUAGCCGCAAGUUUGACGCCAGCAUCGAGAAGAUCUUGCAUCUUGCACAGCCACGGCGAGGAUCGAUAAUGUCGCAAUUGCAGCCGCGUAAACAAUUUCAGGCGUUCAACACGACGUACUCGGUACAAGAGGGGUACUCGCUGCACAAGGAGCUCGGACAGGGGGCGUAUGGCUGCGUCGUCGCGGGGAGGCACGAUGCCAGCGGGACAAAACUGGCCAUCAAGAAGCUCAGAGGUGUUUUCUCAAAAACCAUCCUCACCAAGCGCGCGCUGAGGGAAAUCAAACUACUCGAUCAUUUCCGCGCACAUAAGAACAUAACAUGCCUCUACGAUAUGGAUAUUGUCGACUACUCCAACUUCAACGAGAUCUAUCUGUACGAAGAAUUGAUGGAAGCUGAUCUGCACGCCAUUAUCAGAUCAGGUCAGGCUCUCACCGACCAGCACUACCAGUCAUUCGUCUACCAGACCCUCUGCGGGCUCAAGUACAUCCACUCGGCUGACGUCAUCCAUCGUGAUCUCAAACCAGGCAAUCUCCUCGUAAAUGCCGACUGCGAGUUGAAGAUAUGUGACUUCGGCUUGGCAAGAGGGUAUCAAUCUGAUCCACUCAGGGCUGGUCUUGCUGGUAGCGCUGGGUUCAUGACUGAAUAUGUCGCUACUAGGUGGUACAGAGCACCCGAAAUCAUGCUUAGCUUCGCUAAUUAUUCCACCUCGAUCGAUAUUUGGAGCGUCGGGUGCAUUCUCGCUGAACUUCUCGGCGGAAGACCCAUUUUCAAGGGGAGGGAUUAUGUGGACCAGCUCAACCAGAUACUGCAUGUCCUUGGCACACCAUCGGAAGAGACGUUGAGGAGGGUUGGUAGUCCGCGGGCCGUCGAAUACAUUCGUUCACUCCCCAUCAAGCCUCGCAUACCAUUCGAGCGCAUCUACCCGAAAGCUAACCCACUCGCACUUGAUCUCCUCAGCAAAAUGCUGACAUUCGAUCCCGCCAAGCGAAUCACGUGCGAGGAAGCCCUUAAGCAUCCUUAUCUGGCUGUCUGGCACGAUCCCUCCGACGAGCCGAGCUGUAGGGAGCGCUUCGAUUUCGGCUUUGAGGUCGAAGAUAGCCCUGAGGGUAUGCGCAACCUUAUUGUAGAUGAAGUUAAGUCGUUCAGGAAAAAGGUGAGGACGCCGCUGGGUGUGCAGCAACAGCAAGAGCAGCAGGAGAGGGAAAAGAUGGAGAUGGAGAUGGAGAGGGAGAGGGAGGAGAGGGAGAGGGAGAGGGAGAAGCAAAUGAAUGAUUCGGCUACCGCGCACUCCCUCCCCGUUCCAUCGAGAGAGGAAUUGCAGCUCGCGGACGACACACAGAGCCUGACUUGCAACUACACCACUGGCGAAAGAAGCGACCAAGGCAGCUACGUCCUCGACGAUCCUUCUGUAGAGCUGGAGAGAGAGCUUGCGAGUACAAGGAUAGAGUGA
Messenger RNA from Wallemia ichthyophaga EXF-994, 3387 nucleotides. Its product is annotated as Mitogen-activated protein kinase SLT2/MPK1. Gene Ontology annotation, biological process: transmembrane transport; protein phosphorylation. Gene Ontology annotation, cellular component: membrane. Lineage: Eukaryota; Fungi; Basidiomycota; Wallemiomycetes; Wallemiales; Wallemiaceae. The transcript has 14 exons. Bases 1 to 3387 code for a protein of 1128 amino acids. The record is from RefSeq and is a predicted model, not a curated record. Gene Ontology annotation, molecular function: ATP binding; ABC-type oligopeptide transporter activity; ATP hydrolysis activity.